CGGCGAAGUCAAACCUAACCUCAAAAGUAUAAUUAAAAAAACGGAAAUGGAUUUGUUACAGUGCAAAUGAAAAAUUCUCAAAACUUUUAAUUUUAUGCUCAAUACAAUUGGAAUUUUAAUAAAAAAUACAUUAUGGCUUUUUGUAUCGAAUCUGUGAUAAGAAGAAUAUCCUCAAAUGCAGUUCGAAAAUUGAGUACUGUUGCUGAACCGGUACGAUUACCACCAGAAGAACCAUUGCAACUUUUUCGUACAAACGAAUGUAAUCCAAUUAAUCAUACUACAGAUCAUUUAAAAAGAUUUUACACAAUAUCACCUAAUGAGAGACAACGAUUAUUUUUCAAUAAUGCAAUGCCAAAAGCAUUUGUCGAUGAUGUAAAAACUUUUAACGAAUGUUCCAUAAUGAUUAGACGGCCAGCUUUGGAAAUUAUGUCAUAUUUACAUCAAUGUGACUAUUCGAGACCAGUUAAUAAAUUUGUUAUGUAUGGUGAACUAGGAUCAGGAAAAUCAAUUUCACUUAUGCACCUGGUGCACUAUGGUCAUAAGAGUGGACAUAUUAUUGUUCAUGUUUCUUGGCUUCAACGAUGGUAUGAGUUUCCAAAAGAAUAUGCAAAAUCAACUAUUCGAGAAGGACUCACAGAUUUGCCAAUAGAAUCGGCCACUUGGCUUGGACAUUUUAAAAUUCAAAAUAAACAUUUACUAGAUACACUUGAUUUAAGAACAUCAAAAGAUUAUAUUUGGAGUGCAAGGGAAAGUAAUCCAAAAGGUACACCAAUUUUGGAAGUAAUUGAUUUUGGUAUAAGUCGUAUUAAAUUUGCAAGUGAAAUAAUAAUUAUAUUGAUGGAAGAAUUAAAACAAUGGUGUGCCGAUAAUAAAUGUAAAGUUAUGGUUUUAAUUGAUGGUUUCAAUGCUUUAAUAUCAAAUCACACGAGAGUUAGAAAUGAAAAUAAAAAAUUUGUAUCAACACAAGAUGUUACUAUAACUCAUGCAUUUCUCGAUAUUACUAAAUCCAAUUGGAAUAAUGGUGUAGUAAUUGUGAGUGUCGACAAGUUAGCAGUCAAGGAAACAAGAGAUUCGGAUCUUCCACGAUAUUUAUUGCAAGAAAAAGGUUUCGAACAUUUGGAUCCAUUUAUACCGAUUAAAGUUGAAAACUUCGACGACGGUGAAUUUGAAAUGAUGAUAGAAUAUUAUAAAGACAGAAAAUGGAUAAGAAAUAUAACACCCAAUGCUCAACGGGAAUUACAGUUAUUAACAAAUAAUAAUCCUAAACAACUGUCAUUAUAUUGUGCAAGUUUGUAAUAGUGAAAAUCGAAAAAAAAGAAUUAUAUAUAUCUAUUGUGUACAUUUUUACAAAUAAACAACAGUUUAAAAGAUCA
Molecule: messenger RNA, 1373 nt
Organism: Leptopilina boulardi
Lineage: Eukaryota; Metazoa; Arthropoda; Insecta; Hymenoptera; Figitidae
Gene: mRpS29
Product: 28S ribosomal protein S29, mitochondrial
Exons: 6
Coding region: 133-1296 (387 amino acids)
Biological process (GO): apoptotic process
Cellular component (GO): mitochondrial ribosome; mitochondrial small ribosomal subunit
Molecular function (GO): structural constituent of ribosome
Source: RefSeq, a predicted model, not a curated record